AUAGAUUAUUGACUGAGUGAGAAGUUAUGGGAAAUGAUGAUGAUGAUACUGAUCAUAUUGAGAGUGUGACGUGUAAUGAGACGAUGAAGAAACAAGAGAAUACGAAGCAGCUCUUCCAAAUCUGCAUGGAAGGUAGAUGGAAGGAAGUUGUUGAGAUCUACGAGAAGGAGAAGAGAGCUCACACGGCAAAGAUAACGAGGGGAGGCGAAAGCGCGUUACACCUGGCAGUCAUCGACGGCCAAGAGGAGGUGGUUUCAGAGCUUGUGGAUCUGAUUGUAAAAGAGGAGAGUAAGAAAGAGGCUCUGAGAAUCCAGAAUAAGAGGAAGAACACGGCAUUGCACUUUGCAGCUUCCAUGGGGACUAUCAGCAUGGUUCGGGUGAUUGCUGAUGCUGAUCCUGAGCUGGUGAGUUUUCGAAACGUUGAUGGUGAGACCCCUCUCUUCCUUGCUGCUUUCCAUGGAAGAAAAGAAGCUUUCAUGAUCCUUCAUUAUAUGUUCCACAAGGAACCAGGGACUUCCGUUAACUACUCUAACUGCAGAAGAAAUGAUGGUGACACCAUUCUUCAUUCUACAAUUGCUGCCGACAAUUUUGAAUUAGCAUUCCAAAUAAUUCAGUUAUAUGGAGAUCUUGUGAAUUGGGUGAAUGAAAGGGGAGCCACUCCUCUCCAUUUCCUUGCAACCAAGCCUUCUGCUUUUAAAAGUGGCAGUCGUCUUGGCCGAAUAGAAACAUUUAUUUAUCACGGUAUACGUGUGAAGCAACUGAAAGCUGAAACUGAUUACCGGCCACAAGCUGAAACGAGAGAAAAUAAUAAAACUAGAUAUCCAAAGAAUUAUCAGGCAUGCGUGGACUUUAUGGCCCUGAUGAAAAAUGCAGCCUGGGUUGUUAUGUAUCCACCAGCUACCACCAAAUUCCCCGUGGUAACCUUUCUGAUUGGAAAAUGUUCAAGAAAAAAUCAUAAUAAAACUCAACGAAGGGACCUUGAAGCACAAGAAAGAAUUGCUUCUCAGACAAACCUCUUAGGACGGGACUCUAAAGCACAAGAGAAAUCUACUGUCAAUGAAAUUGAGACAGACACUUCAUCAGUAGUAUAUCUGAAAACUCAAUUAGAACAAGGAGAGGAUGGUGAAGCACAAGAGAAAACUAAUGCUGACACAAACUCCUUAGGGUCGGAAUCUGAAGCUUGGUCGCACCCCCUAUUUCCAGAAAAUUACGAAUGCUGUGCUGGCUUCCUCGCUUUUAUAUACACGGUCAUCUUGGUAAUCUUUGGAAAAGGGACAAACAUAUUCAAGAGGAUAGGGCGAAAGAAGGAGAAGCACAUAUGGUCUAAUCAAGUAAUGAACGAACUUCUGAAGCGAGUAUCCUUAUAUGAAUAUGAUGGCAAUGGCAGUAGUAGUGGACCUCAAGAUCAAGAUCAAGGGACAUCUCCAUAUAAUGUUUAUAAUAAUGAUGCUUUGGAUAGAACCAGAAAUGAGCAGCAUGGUUCCACCAGCAUAGCUACUAAGGAGAUGGAGACACCAAUAUUAAUAGCAGCAAGGAAUGGGGUAAUAGAAAUGGUGGAGAGAAUCCUGGAAAUGUUUCCAGUAGCAGUGCAUGACAUGGAUUGCAACAAGAAGAACAUAGUGCUGUUGGCUGUAGAGCACAGGCAACCGCACUUGUAUGAGUUCCUGCUGAAGAAAGAAAGCAUAAAGGAAAGUCUAUUCAGAAAAGUGGACCAUGAAGGCAACAGUGCGCUGCACUUGGCAGCCAAGCUUGGUGACUAUACGCCUUGGAUCAUUCCCGGAGCAGCCCUGCAAAUGUACUGGGAACUCAAGUGGUAUAUGUUUGUCAAAGAUUCUAUGCCACCACGUUUCUUUGGUCGAUACAACAAAGACUGCAAAACCCCGAGAGAGGUGUUGGUUGAAUCUCACCAGAAGCUCGUGAAAAGCGGCGGGGAAUGGCUGAAGCAAACCUCCGAGUCUUGCUCUGUGGUGGCUGCUCUGAUUGCGACGGUGGCCUUUGCAACCUCCACCACAGUACCUGGCGGAGUCCAGGAAGACACGGGCGUGCCAACCUUGGAAAGCACGGCGGCAUUCAAGGUGUUCGCGAUGGCAUCACUUGUUGCUCUUGCAUGCUCUGUUACCGCGGUGGUGCUGUUCCUGUCCAUACUAACAUCUCGGUAUCAAGAGUAUGAUUUCGGGAAUAAUCUUCCUCGGAAGCUUAUAUUGGGUUUGACAGCGUUGUUCAUGUCAAUUACGUCGAUGCUGGUAUCUUUCUGUGCUGGGCAUUUUCUUGUGCUUCGGAACAAGCUAAGGGAUGUUGCACUUCCAAUAUAUGCAGUGACAUGCUUGCCAGUCACACUUUUUGCUCUGGCUCAGUUUCCAUUAUACAUUGAUCUUAUAUGGGCUACGUUUCGGAAAGUACCACAGCGUAGCUACAAAGCCACUCGGCUUUAGUGUUAAGGUGGUGCAAAUAAAAUUUCUCGUUUUUAUGUGUGUUUUAUUUUAGUUACAUACGGUGGUAGAGAAAAGGUUGUUAAUAUGGGAAUUGAAGAUAUCUGAAUUGUGAAGUGUGUGAUUUACGAAUUGUACUAUGGAAUGCAAGUUACAGAGUCGAAGAGAAGGCAAGUUAUUUAUAGUAAGCAACGCGAAACAGAAA
Messenger RNA from Arachis stenosperma, 2634 nucleotides. RefSeq lists its product as uncharacterized. The coding region runs from base 27 to 2432 and encodes 801 amino acids. The record is from RefSeq and is a predicted model, not a curated record. Gene Ontology annotation, molecular function: protein binding. Lineage: Eukaryota; Viridiplantae; Streptophyta; Magnoliopsida; Fabales; Fabaceae. The transcript has 9 exons.